AUGGGAGAAAUUAUUUAAUUGAAUUUUGGAGAUAUUGGAAAUAAUAUUGGACACUAAUAUUUAGAGAAAUUGAUAGACGAUCACUACCUAGAUGAAACAAAAAGCUAUAGAAGCGAUUAAUAUAGACAAAAAAUUCAUGUAUCAUUUGAAGAGUUAAGGGAUAGAUAAUUCUAGUUUAGAGGAAUAUUUGAGAAUUCAAGCGAUUGUAACAUAACAAAUUAUAUUAUAGAAUCCAUCAAUAAACUAUUAACAUCUCCUGAAUGUGAAAACAUCAAUAAUGACUUAUUAUUGUAGAAUUAAAAUAGAAAUAAAUCAGGUACCUUUUCAAACAGCUAAACUAACUUUCGAGAUUAGGUACAAGAUGAACUGUUUGAGAAACUGAGACAUCAUAUUGAGAAAUGUGAUAAAUUUUUUGGAUGUCAUUUUGUGCAUUCUACUUUUGACAAUUCAUCAGGUUCAUCAUCAUCCGCAAUAAAUUAAUACAGGAAAAGAUAUUUUCAUAAACUUUGCAGUUCUUUUUGGAUGUUUCCAAACAUUGAAAAUACCAAUACAAUCGAAAUUUAUAAUACUGCUUUUUCAUUACAUGGAUUAAUUGAGAUAUGUGAAUUGGUUAUGAUAUUUGAUAAAGAGCUUUAGAAAAUUAAUUGAUAAAGCUAAGAUAAUAAUGCACUUUUGAAAAUUGCAAUAAUGUUAUAGCUGAAUGUUUAUUAUAAAUGAAUUGCUCUUAACGUUUUUCUGGUCAUUAGAAUGGAGACUUAAGAAAAUUGUCUACUAAUCUUGUUCAUUAUCCUCGAUAACAUUUUUUAACAUGUGCCUUUACACCUAUUGAAAUUAACUAAGAUUUGAAUUACUAAUUAACUAAUUUAAGUCUACCUAACAAUACCUAUUUUUCUUUUCAAAAUCCAACUAGAAAUUUAUACAUUGCUCAAGCAUUGAUUACAAGAUGCAAUUCUUAUAAUUUAGAUUUUAAUAAGCUGCGUCAACAUUAUCAAAUAAGGUAGAAUGGAUUGACGAUCCUUUAUUACAUAUAAAUUGCAAGGUUGAAAAUAGAUAUCUAGGAAAAACAGUUAUGCACGUUGGGAAUCAUAAAGAUUUGGGACUUAACUUAAAAAUACAUAGUGAGAUGUUUACUGCUAAUUUCAGAAGAAAAGCCUUCUUACAUUAUUAUUUAUAAGAUGGUAUGGAUGAAAUGGAAUUCACUGAGGCUGAAUCAUAUCUAAGUGACUUUGUCUCUGAGUAUUUUUAAUGCAUUUGCGGAAUGUCAGAAUAUGAUGAAGAGGAGUAAGGUUAUGAAUAGGACCUAUGAGAAUAAUUAUAAAUUAUUAAUAAUACAUAAAUAAAACCAUUUUCUAGGAAUUUCUAGAGAAUAAUAAAGUGCUUUUAAAAUUAAUCAUAUAUAGUUGGUCAAAAAAUUGGCCUAUUUUAGUCUGUGCGUCUGUGCUGAACUAUCAUAUAGUUGA
Messenger RNA from Paramecium octaurelia, 1460 nucleotides. The record is from the annotation of a GenBank genome assembly. Lineage: Eukaryota; Ciliophora; Oligohymenophorea; Peniculida; Parameciidae.